Messenger RNA from Helianthus annuus (common sunflower), 531 nucleotides. RefSeq lists its product as uncharacterized. The transcript has a single exon. The coding region runs from base 1 to 531 and encodes 176 amino acids. NCBI's taxonomy places the organism in Eukaryota, Viridiplantae, Streptophyta, Magnoliopsida, Asterales, Asteraceae. The record is from RefSeq and is a predicted model, not a curated record.
AUGGAUUGGUUGAAAAAAAGGAAGAAAAAGGCUUUUCUCUUGAAGAUAGAUUUUGAAAAGGCCUAUGACAACGUCAAUUGGCAUUUUCUAUUAUCAAUGAUGUCGCAAAUGGGUUUCCCGGAGAAAUGGUGCACAUGGGUUAAAGGUAUCUUUGCUUCUAGUCGGGCGUCUAUCCUUGUAAAUGGGUCUCCUACCUUUCAGUUUAAUAGCGAAAAGGGCCUUCGCCAAGGUGACCCAUUAUCGCCUUUCUUAUUUCUUAUUGUGAUGGAAUGCCUAUCUUGGAUGUUGGAUAAAGCUAAAAGCAUUGGUGAACAUAGAGGCAUUAGUUGGUCGGCGAACGAUAUGAAUAUCAAUCAUAUUUUCUACGCGGACGAUGCCCUUAUAAUGGGUGAAUGGUCCCGUAGCAAUCUUCAAUGUACGGCCCGAAUUCUUAGGGUCUUCUAUUUAUGUUCGGGUUUACGUAUAAACCUUCAUAAAUCUAAUCUAAUCUAUUCGGGGUCGGUACGGAUAAUGAGGAGGUUGAUAGCAUGA